AUGCAAAGUUUAGGUUUAAAAGAUCUAUCAACAACUUCACAAAGUUUCACCAUCUUUUUCAACCAAAAAUCUUUAUUAUCACCAUCAUCUCCAUAUUCCAAAAUCACUGCUACCAUAUAA
This is a messenger RNA of Dictyostelium discoideum AX4, 120 nucleotides long. RefSeq lists its product as hypothetical. The transcript has a single exon. The record is from RefSeq and is a predicted model, not a curated record. Lineage: Eukaryota; Evosea; Eumycetozoa; Dictyosteliales; Dictyosteliaceae. The coding region runs from base 1 to 120 and encodes 39 amino acids.